This is a messenger RNA of Xenopus laevis (African clawed frog), 3305 nucleotides long. RefSeq names its product secretory carrier membrane protein 5 gene 2 L homeolog (gene scamp5.2.L). Lineage: Eukaryota; Metazoa; Chordata; Amphibia; Anura; Pipidae. Gene Ontology annotation, biological process: protein transport. The record is from RefSeq and is marked provisional. Gene Ontology annotation, cellular component: synaptic vesicle membrane; plasma membrane; trans-Golgi network membrane.
CGCGCAGGGGCUGCGAGCGCGCUCGAAUAGCGGCCCUAUUAGAAAUAGCUCUUUAUUGUAAUAACAUCAGGCUUGCCCGUGUAGUGUGACAGACUCAGAGAUUUUCCGCUCUCAGUGUCCAGUCGCUUAUUGUCUAUUUCUAUUGAUAUUGGUCGGACGGUGCGGAGCUGUGUUCAUUCAUCUAAAGAUUUCGCCUGUGUCCCUUUAGACCUCAGAUUCCCACAUUCAAGGGACACGUCCCUCCUGACAGCGGGGCAGAGACUGUGCUCAUCAUGUCUGAUAAACCAAACAACUUCCCGCCUCUUCCCCGAUUCAUACCUCUCAAGCCAUGUUUCUACCAGGAUUUUGACACUGACAUCCCGGAUGUGCACCGGACCACAGCUAAACGUCUCUACUACCUGUGGAUGUUGAAUAGCAUCACUCUGGGGGUGAAUCUGAUUGGUUGCCUGGCCUGGUUGAUUGGAGGAGGCGGCGCCACAAAUUUUGGCCUGGCAUUUCUGUGGCUCAUCCUUUUUACUCCCUGCUCCUAUGUGUGCUGGUUCAGACCUAUUUACAAAGCUUUUAAGACAGACAGCUCAUUUAAUUUUAUGGCAUUCUUCUUCACAUUCACUGGUCAGCUGGUGAUCAGUAUAAUCCAAGCUGUUGGCAUCCCAGGGUGGGGUGUAUGUGGCUGGAUUGCUUCAAUCAGUUUCUUUGGUACAAAUGUUGGAUCUGCAGUGGUAAUGCUGAUCCCAACUAUCAUGUUCACCGCUGUGGCUGUCCUCUCCUUUGUGGCACUGACUAAGGUUCAUAGGUUUUACCGGGGUGCAGGAGGCAGUAUGAGCAAGGCUCAAGAGGAAUGGACAACAGGCGCUUGGAAAAAUCCUCACGUUCAGCAGGCAGCUCAGAAUGCCGCCUUUGGGGCAGCACAAGGUGCCAUGACACAGAAUGAGCCUCAGUAUUCAGCAACACCAAAUUAUGGCUACUCUAACCAAAUGUAAGGCUGUUUAAGAAACAGCCAACUUACAUUCCUUGGGGCAGAAGGUUCAUUCCUACCCCCUGUGCCCUAGUAGCUAAGAUGUCUUUUCAGUCCUCCUGUUUACCUUUUAAUAUGGUGCGUAAGUAAUUGUGGUUGUAUGUGUGUGUCCCUGAGAGAAUGUGCCCCUGCCUACAACAGAAAUACCUACAGGUAAUAAUACUGUUCAGUUGCUAAUUGUAGAAUUGGAAUGAUUUAAGUCAAAAACAUUAAAUUUUAGGGGGCACUAUAGCUUAAAGUAUUCCUGCUGAAUUGUGCUUAGUACAAGGGAAUAUGAAUGCUGCAAACUUUAUCACUAUACAAGCUACUAGAAAACUUGAGUUGUCUCUGUGUGGCGUAUUCCAUCACACCACUUGCUUGAGCUGUUAGGUCAUGCCCCUUUAGGAAAUGUAAGAGAAUAUAAGGGACAUGGAGUUGUAUAAAGACCUGAAACCAUUAAGGUUAGGCAAUCUAAGGCAGUAACCUCAUCAUAGAAGGUGAGUGGGGGAAAACAAAAGGAAAGGUAUUUCCAGUAAGCAGCUACAGAGGAAAAUAACAACUGAAGGUAUACAGGACUUUUUAAAUGUGAUAUCCUAAGCACAGAACAUUCAGUAUAUGUUGUACAGAGUGUACUAUUAAGUUGUUUCAGAAGUGGAAUAGUUAAGUUUAACCGGGCACUGAAUUUACAUUUUAAUCCUCUGCAACAAAUGAUGACAGGACUAUAAUGGUGCUUUUCCUCCAUACAUAUAACCUCUGUGGGCCUUUAUUUUUUGUGCAGACUUCCCAGCUUAUUUAUCAAACCAGUUUGUUAGUGUGUUUGCUGUUAUGCCAGUUCAAUCACUGAUUGUGCUGUUACAGUAGCCUUCAAUGGAUUAACAAUGUAGAUGAUAUGAUUUCAUGUGCUUUACAAUGACCCCACCGAUAUAGACUAUAUUAAUGAAUUUGUAAUGGAGUAUUUUCUACACUCCCUCAAAAAAGGAAACCUCAAAAUAGUUGGAGGUUUAAUGUCAUAUUAACCAUAUUAAAUUAAUUUCCUUUAAUAUCAGUAACAUGCUGCUGAAUUUAAAUUGCAUACGCGACAUACAAGAAGCAAAAAUCAUGACAAACCUUUAAUAUCUUAUUUCUGUACAUCUAAAUGAAUGUAUAUAUUUUGGGUUAUUAAGAGAAAUGUACAAUAGGCUACUAUAGGAAAUAUAUAUUAAUGAAAAGAAACAGCCCAAAAGUUAUUAUUCUUAUAGUGAUACAUAAAAGAGAACAUUGUAAACCUCAGAUGUGCAUGUUGGCAUAUACAAAGCUUUUGGUAUGUGCAAUUAUGUGCCGUAAAUAAGUCAUUUCUAGAGGGGGGCUUAUGGAUUCUCAGGACUACAUAGAAGUUAGUUUCUGACUUUUAGCUUUGGCUUUUUUUGUAAUUAGUCAACAUGUACUGAGGCACUAUAGUAAUGUGGAUUAUCCACCCUCUAUAGAAAGUAGUAGAGAAAGUAAUAUGGUGAUUUUACAUGUUAUGAUCUUUGUAAACUUCUCCAAAAAGCAAAAAAGUAAUGACAAAGUAAUAUGGAAGGUAGUGGGGAAAUAGUUACUAGUACAAUAUGUUUUCUGUGCAGUUUUCUCCAUUACUUUGACCAGAGACUAUUUCAGUAACUUUCCACUUUGUGUCUCAAUAAAUGCUACUCUUGUGGGUUGUCUGGUAUGGCAUGACUGUAUGGCUAGUCUAUCCACAACAGGAAGUAUUUUGACUGAAUGCAGCUGAACUGAUGAUUAUGGCAGCCAGGCUGGUCAUGGAAAUAGAUAGAAAACACUGACCAAAGGUUACAGCCACACAGGAAACAAUAGGAUUCAUUUGCUGAUGGUGAGAGUGGAUGCAAAGUGAGGAAAAACAGAUGCAAGCCACCAUGUUUCUGCAGUUGCACCACUGCCAGCAUCUGUGACCACAGGUCCUUGACAUCCAAAAUGGCUACAGUGCUGCCUACAUUCGGCUUGCUGUAUACAUGAGGAGCAGGAUAGGGGAAGCACUUUCCCACCUGACACUGCCUCAUCUGGCUGUAGCCUAAAUGCAACUGUACAAGAGCAGUAAAGAGCCCAUAAAUACCAUCACACCAUAUAGUCCUGGCCUAAAUACAUACUUUUGUUCAUCUUACAUUAACAUUCAAAGCUUCUACUGCUAGGGAUUACCUAGAUGGAGAAUAGGUUUGUUGUUAUGAUACCUAGGAACCAAUAUCUUGUAAGUUUGUGUGUACAUUCUCUGUACUCAUUGACGGUGCAAAUUAUGUAAAAUGUAAUGUGAUUAAUUUGAAAAAUAAAGGUGUCAAUAGUA